UUCGAAAAGAUGAGGUCGUCCCGGAAUUUGACAUUUAGCAUAUUCAUCCUCAUUGGAGUUAUCAGUGUCGGCUUGGAAGCUCGUCGCCUGGUCCUGCGACCCUUGACGCCGAGGGAAUUGCGAAAUGCUCUGGAUGAAUCUGGAAUUGGUUCAGAAUCUGCAGCUGGAAAGUCUGUGUCAUCGGCUUUUGCAGGACUCACUGGCUUUGCCUUGGGCAUUACAAAGGGCAUCGGAGGCUCAAUCCUGUUUGAUGUGGUCACCUCUAAUGUCACCAUUGAUUACAUUACGAGUUUGCUGAACUCCACUGCCAAUUCUACGAGCAGCAGUGGAACCGCCCAGGAGAUCUGCUUCAAUAGUCGGAGUGUCGACGGGGAGGUCAUUAAUGGCAGAAGCAACGAUGACGCCUACGUAGAUGACAGUGUAUAUCCAUCGGGAGAGUGGAGGCAAACGACAUCGGGUACUGGUACUGCUGCUACUGGGACAUCGACUGGUACUACGACUCCUACGACUACUUCCGGCUCUAAUGGAGUCACCUGCAUUGUCCUAGGCUCGAAGGGAUAUCGUCGCAGGCGCCUACUGGAGAUAAGACCAGGAACAUUACCUAGUCGCUCCUCAAAUCGAUUGAGAAAGUAUCGCAGGACAAGGUUUUAA
Molecule: messenger RNA, 651 nt
Organism: Drosophila kikkawai
Lineage: Eukaryota; Metazoa; Arthropoda; Insecta; Diptera; Drosophilidae
Source: RefSeq, a predicted model, not a curated record